Haemonchus placei is the source of this 138-nucleotide messenger RNA. The record is from the annotation of a GenBank genome assembly. Lineage: Eukaryota; Metazoa; Nematoda; Chromadorea; Rhabditida; Trichostrongylidae.
AUGCGCGAGAUCGUUCACAUCCAAGCCGGUCAGUGUGGUAACCAGAUCGGAUCCAAGAGCAGUACUAGUGGAUCUCGAACCUGGUACCAUGGACUCGGUACGCGCAGGACCAUUUGGACAGUUGUUUCGUCCGGAUAA